This is a messenger RNA of Arabis nemorensis, 1221 nucleotides long. Lineage: Eukaryota; Viridiplantae; Streptophyta; Magnoliopsida; Brassicales; Brassicaceae. The record is from the annotation of a GenBank genome assembly.
AUGAGUUCAACUGUUUCAAAUCCCCAAGGAAUCCUGCAACCAGGUGGUUAUGGUGGCCAUGACCACCGCAGUAACAGCAAUUCUGGCUCUUUUGUGCGUCCAGAAUCUAAUGAAAUCGAUGAAGCAGAGUUGGUUUCUGUGUCUUGGAAUCAGGAUUCCAGUUGUUUUGCUGCUGGGACGAGUCAUGGUUUUCGUAUAUAUAACUGUGAACCUUUCAAAGAAACUUUCAGGCGUGAGCUGAAGAACKGGGGGUUUAAAAUCGUGGAGAUGCUUUUCCGAAGCAAUAUAUUGGCGCUUGUUGGUGGUGGACCUAACUCUCUGUACCCUUCAAACAAAGUACUAAUUUGGGAUGAUCAUCAGAGCCGUUGCAUCAGUGAAUUUUCAUUUAGGUCUGAAAUUCAUGCAGUGAAAUUAAGGAGGGAUCGGAUUGUUGUUGUUCUUGAACAUAAGGUAUACGUGUACAAUUUUAUGGACCUAAGACUUCUUCAUCAGAUUGAAACACAAGCAAAUCCAAGAGGAUUAUGUUGCCUUUCUCACUAUUCAAAUACAUCUGUGCUGGCUUGCCCUGGUCUUCUUCGAGGAGAGAUUCGAGUUGAACAUUUUGGGCUUAACAUGGUGCAAACCAUAAAUGCUCAUGAUUCCAGUAUUGCGUGCAUGACCUUGACACUGGAUGGUUUGUUGCUCGCUACUGCCAGUACAAAGGGCACUCUGAUUAGAAUCUUCAACACAAUGGAUGGAACUCGUUUGCAGGAGGUACGAAGAGGAGUGGACAGAGCAGAUAUUUAUAGCAUUGCGCUUUCACCAAAUGUGCAGUGGCUGGCUGUAUCAAGCGACAAGGGGACAGUUCACAUUUUCUCUCUUAGAGUUAGGGUAGUUGGGGAGGAUUCUCAUUCCACUGAAAGUGUAGCCCUCCUGACACAACAAACUUCUUAUAAUUCCCUGCAAGGCCUUGUUUCUCCGACCACUAGCACCAAUCCCGGUUCGUCAUUGUCGUUUAUGAGAGGUGUUCUACCAAAGUAUUUCAGCUCCGAAUGGUCAUUCGCACAAUUCCAUGUAUCAGAAGUCACACAAUUCUUUGCAGCAUUUGGCGCUCACAAUACUGUUGCUAUUAUUGGCAUGGAUGGAAGUUUUUACAGAUGCAGCUUUGAUCCCAUGAACGGAGGAGAGAUGGGGCAGCUAGAAUAUAUCCGCUUUCUGAAGAAGGACAAUUGCCUGAGAUAA